AUGACCUUGGCCGCUUACUUCAGUGAUGCAGCCUAUUUAGCUACGCUCCAUCCUCUUGCUGGUAUUGUGGCUAGUUGUGGUAAGCUCAUGAACCAGUUUGACAGCUGUACUGUUAGGCAUAUCUACAGAGAAAAGAAUUGUGUUGCAGACGGAUUAGCUAACUGGAGCUAUAACAUGGGUCUUGGCGUGUGUUAUUUUGAUUUUGCUCCGAGUUGGAUCGGUUCUUUAGUUAUUGGCGACUUGAUUGGGGUGUCUCGUCCCCGUCUUUUCUGUGUUGAUUUGUUGUAG
Messenger RNA from Prunus armeniaca (apricot), 288 nucleotides. The record is from the annotation of a GenBank genome assembly. Lineage: Eukaryota; Viridiplantae; Streptophyta; Magnoliopsida; Rosales; Rosaceae.